Molecule: messenger RNA, 2184 nt
Organism: Sitophilus oryzae (rice weevil)
Lineage: Eukaryota; Metazoa; Arthropoda; Insecta; Coleoptera; Curculionidae
Product: mitoguardin
Exons: 7
Coding region: 217-1797 (526 amino acids)
Biological process (GO): mitochondrial fusion
Source: RefSeq, a predicted model, not a curated record
UUCGACCGGGAGUUUUGAUUUUGUUCGUAAUUUAAAAUCAAUUUUUAAAAUAAUUUCAAGUUUUUGAAUUAAACACGGAUACAUAAAAAAUGCUAGCUAAAAAAUGUGAUCGGCAGACCUUAAAAUGACUUUGAUUCAAAGUUUAGUUCAAUAGGAAAUAAAGUUUUAGUGUUUAUAACCUAUAAAAGUGUUAAAAACUAAGAAAAUUACUUAAAAAUGUCUUUAAUACCACAUUUGGGGUACGUUAAGGAUCACUUGAGAAUUAUUCGUGAGGUCCUACCAACCAGGAUAUCGUUGACAACAAGCCAGAAGAUAGUUAUUUUAACCGUUGGAGCUAGCAUAGCGGUGGUUGGAGUGUUAUCGAGGUUUCUACGGCGUAAGAAACGCCCCUACGACCCCACAAAGUUUAAACGAAACAAUUUUAGUAGCAAACGAUCUAGGGCAUCUGGAAUUCGAAGUCCUAAUGAUAUAGGGAGCAUCGCUAGUAGUGGUAGACGUAGUGCAGCAUAUAGUGCAGCUUAUAGUGAACGGUAUAUAAGACAGGGAUCCACAAUCGCUAGUGAAAAGACAACUUCAAUUAUUUCGGGUAGCUUGGCCAGCGGGUCUUUAACUAUUGCAGCUGUAGAUGGGGGUGGUGGAGAUAACAUACAACUUACCCCACAACAAUUAGGCGUUAUGGGUAUGGAAGCCUUGGAAGCAUGCAUAGGCUACUGGGAGGACGCUUUGGCGAUCUACCGAUCAAAAGAUGGCGCUGGUGGACCACUGCCGAUGCUCAGUCCGGAAGAAACAGGUUUCUGUAAAGAUCUUCAACUUCUUCUGGAUUCAGCGAUAGAACUCCAAGAAAACUCAGAAAUGCUGUUUCUGGAUGAACGGUCCGUGCUGUUUCAACGUGAAAGCAGCAAAGAUCCGAAUGGAAUUGAUACGGAUUUGUCUGGUGGUGAAAGUUUUGCAUCAGCACAAGAUCAAGUGGCCGAUUUGAAAGAAUUCGAGGAAUUCGCCGACUACUUUCCUGACCUAGAAUCCUACCCCCUCUACCAACUAGCUCUAAGACAAUUAGAAAAUGGAGGCAUUCCCUGCAGGACUCUCAGGACUGAACUAGUUAAAUGCGGGUCAGAUGGCGAAUACCUGGCCAAAUUGCACUGUCUUAGGUUGGCUUUCCAGCAAUUACUCAAAGAUCCCUCACUUUAUGUAUGGUUUGCCGAUGCCGGCAGACAGAUAUUAGCGGAUCUGAUGCUGUACGCUGACAAGGAUCCAAAGGAUUUUCUUAUAGGUUACGAAGAAAUGCUACUCUACAUCCAAGACCCGAAAAACUGGCGCGACCUCGAAGAAGAACUCAGCACCAGAGGCGUCAAAGCCCUGACCUUCUACGACGUAGUCCUGGACUACAUCCUCAUGGACGCCUUCGAGGACUUGGAAAGUCCACCAUCAUCUGUCAUGGCCGUCAUCCAGAACCGGUGGCUCUCGAACGGUUUCAAGGAAACGGCCCUCACAACCGCGGUGUGGUCAGUGCUCAAAGCCAAAAGAAGAAGACUGAAAUUUCCUGACGGGUUUAUGGCGCAUUUCUACACUAUUUCCGAGCAGCUCUCUCCUUUGUUGGCCUGGGGGUUCCUAGGCUCGGACGAAUCGCUUAGGGACACUUGCGUUUUCUUUAAGGAACAGGUGAUGGGGUUCCUAGCUGAUAUUUUUAAUUUUCAGAAAUGUAAAUUCGUCAACGUCGAUAGUCUGGCCAGUGAUGUGCUGGUGAAUUUGCGGAUUAGGGUGCAAAAUAUAUCGCGCAGACUGUGUACUCAAGGGUAAAGUAUUUUAGAUGCUCAGACAAUGGUGUGAAGCUUUUACUCAGUUCGUUGGAGUAAAAUACUCAAGUUUUAUUGGUGUUCUAGAGAAGAGAGAUUCUCAGAUGAAACUACAAUAAUCUAAAACAAGAAUAACACUGAUGUGACACAAAUUGAUGCGUACUUUUACUUUUAGUAUAGUCUGUCUAGCAAGAGAGUAUAUAAUUUCGACAGACGAUGGUUGCAUAUAAAGCAAGCCUACGAAUUAAAAACACCAUUCUUGUUUUUUAAACUUUGCAGAUGGGUAGGUGUUUUUCUAAUAAAAAAAUAAGAUUAUUUUUUUCAAGUAUUUAAUAAGAAACUCUAAUAGAACUGCCAUGCACAGGGUGGGUCAAAUUCGACGCUUUUAAAU